Messenger RNA from Amphiprion ocellaris (clown anemonefish), 2929 nucleotides. RefSeq names its product actin related protein 2/3 complex inhibitor (gene arpin). Lineage: Eukaryota; Metazoa; Chordata; Actinopteri; Pomacentridae. The record is from RefSeq and is a predicted model, not a curated record. The transcript is spliced from 10 exons. Gene Ontology annotation, biological process: negative regulation of actin nucleation. Bases 108 to 851 code for a protein of 247 amino acids.
CAUCAGCAGAGACACGAAAGAACGAACCCGACGAAUCUUCUCAGAAGACCGGACAGGAAACGCGUCUCCGCCGGCUGCAGCUGUGAAUAAACCGAGCGCACCUCCCGAUGAACCGGGAGUCCGGAAGCAGGAAAAAGGAAAAUAAAGUCUUGGAGGCAGGAAAAGUUAAAAUGAGCCGAAUUUACGAGAACAAGUCGCUGCAGAACAAACCGGUGCACAGCGAGAAGCUGGACCGAGUCUGGAAUCCGGCCGAGUACCAGAGUGGUCCUGGAGUUCUUCUAGAAGGAAAGCUGUUGGAUGUUUCCAGACAUGCAAUCAGUGACGCCAACAACCAAAAGGUCCGGUUCUACGUCCUCUACAUCCGGCCCAGUCGCAUCCAUCAGAGGAAGUUCGACGGCGGCGGAAACGAAGUCGAGCCGAACUUCAGCGACACCAAGAAGGUGAACACCGGCUUCCUGAUGUCGUCCUACAAGGUGGAGGCUAAAGGGGAGUCGGACUGUCUGAAUGAGGAUCAGCUGUCUGCGACGGUCAACAAACCAGAGCUGCUGAAGAUCACCGACCGGCACCGACCCGCCGGGACCUGGGCCUUCUGGUACCCAGAGAUCGAGAUGGACCGGACGGAGCUGGAGACGGGUCAGGAGGUUCGGAUGAAGACCAGAGGAAACAGUCCCUUCAUCUUCUCGUUGGCCAAAGUCGACGGAGGAACGGUGACCAAGUGUAACUUUGCUGGAGACGAACAGGCCGGAGCUUCGUGGACGGACAAGAUCAUGGCGAAUAAAGCGAACGCCGGCAGCAUCCAGAAUCCUGCAGCGGGAGGAGAUGGAGCCGAGGAGGACGAAUGGGACGACUGAGGGAACGCUGGGCUCUGAUUGGUCCUCCGGGUCCGACCGAUGAGGAGAAGAACCUUCAUCAUCCUGCAGUCUGGGGCUCCAGGGCUUCAGUCUUUGACGUCCACUCUUGUGUUGUUGUUUCCUUUGGAUCAGAGCCACAUUUAUCUGCUGCUGUUUCUGUUCUUUAUUCUCCAUGUUCUGCCCACAUUUAGAGUUUUUUUCUACACAAACAGAUGGUUCUUGUUAAAAAGCUUCAUUUUCUCUGAGUGCUGUUUGAGUCCAGACAUCAGAUGCCUUCCUGCUCAGAAAUAGCUGCUCACAGAAGUUCAAAACUACAAUAAGAUCAUUAAAAUAUACGUCAUAACAUCGGAGUUAGAAACUGAUGACAGAAUAAUUCAGUGAAGAACAUUCAUUUUUCUUUUCUAAUUUCCAUGUCUUCUUUGUUACAAUAAAAGUGUUUUCAUAGUAAACCUCUAAAACGGCUCGUUUCUGUUCAGUCAGGCUGAAAAUGAAUCUUUAUGAUCAUUAUAAAUUUUAAAAUUAGUUUUUUUCUUCAUCUUCCUGAAUCUCUGCGCUGGUGGUGGAGAGUCAACGCAUCGAACAAGAAAACAGCACAAUGGUUGUUUGUUGCCAAUAAAAUAUUUUAAAAUGAGGAAAUUCCAGAAAGCAGAAAAACAAGAGAGACCUGUCAAGAAAUUAGUGACCGUCCUCUGAACUGAUGUUAGUGUCUUCUCUAUAUGGAAAUGUUUGUUUGUACGGUGUCCUUGAGUGCCAAGAAAGGUGCCUUCAGAUAAACUAUUAUUAUUAUUGUUAUUAUUAUUAUUAUUAUUAUUAUUAUUAUUAUUAUGAUUAUUAUCCAAGAAUGUUAGCAACUAGCCGAGGGAUGCACUGAGCAGCCUGUAAUGCUAGUGAUUAGCCUAAGAAUGCUAGUCCAGAAACCAACCUGCUUGGCUAGGAGUGCUACCGAAACAGUUACUGACAAGCAUGAUAAUGCAAGUGACUAUGUUAAGAAUGCAAGUAGCUAGCCACCUAGCCGCUAGGCUAGUAUUACCUGUCGCUAGCCUCAAAAUGUCUGUGACCAGCCUAAAAAUCUAGUCACUAGCCAAGUAAUGCUAGUUGCUGGCCAAGGAAUGUAUUUACCUGCACUGUAAAAUGUAAUUGUAUAUCCUACUUAAAAUAUAAAGUGACCUGAACUUAUUUCAGCUUACUCUGUUGAGUUUCUCACUUAAACCUAGUAAAGACAACUUUCUACUGAGGCAAGUAAACAAACUUGUGAGCAGCAAGUUACCUAUACUUUGAAGUAUGAGUGAGCAAGAAGCGUCUGCUCAACCCGGAGAAACUCGGCAGCUUUCGGCCCCAUCCGGCAUUUCUCGUUGAAUGCACAUGCGCAGUUGCCCCUGACGCCAUGUUUGAAUGAGGCGGUCAAAUCUCAACAAGCGGGACGAGACAUACUGCUGCAUAGUGUCACGGCUUUGAUUUCUGAAGACAGAAACCUAGCUAUGCAUUGGAAGUAGUGAAAGUAACAGUUCCUCCUGAAGGUCAGAGAUUGCAGCAUCUGAGGGCCUCUUCAAAAGAAGACGUAGUUGAUGAAGGCGUUAUGGAGCAGGACCAGAAAAACCACGACCAAGCAACCUUGAGAUCUUAGACAGCGUCUCCCUCAGGUCCCUCUCUAUCUCCCCACACAUCCACCAACCACUGGAACACAUCUCCAAAGUUCUGCUGGACCAGCUCAGCUUCCCCUCAGAAGAAGUGCUGCCACCUGCCAGAUGAAGGAGCCUUUUGAGAGGCAGCUGGCAUCGUGAUUGGACUGUACUUUGGUCUGUUCCAAUCCAGCUUCAGCUCCAGAGACGGCAGGUGGGACGAGUCAACGGAGGCCUGGUGGACGAAGGCAUGCAGCUGAGUACAAUCCAGAAAACAACAGAGGAGGAGGAAACAAACGUAGUAGUAUAGUAGAAAAUAUACAUCGUAGAUUGUACAAAUAACAAGUCAAAGGAAAGAGACAUACACUGUAGAAUUGUAGUAAUUGUGGGCUGAUUGAUUUACUGAUUAUUGGUAUUUGAUUUUUUACUGGUAAUAAAUAUUUUUACUUUGGCUCUGAA